Salvelinus sp. IW2-2015 is the source of this 626-nucleotide messenger RNA. Its product is annotated as CKLF-like MARVEL transmembrane domain-containing protein 3. Gene Ontology annotation, cellular component: membrane. NCBI's taxonomy places the organism in Eukaryota, Metazoa, Chordata, Actinopteri, Salmoniformes, Salmonidae. The record is from RefSeq and is a predicted model, not a curated record.
AUUGCUUGUUCAGGAAACACAGACUGAGCUGGUUCUUUUGAAACUUAACAUGACAGGCGACUGUUCCAAAACAACCAGUAACAUCCCUUCRUUAMCCAUGGAGGUUGAUACUGCUUUUCUCAGAUCCUUGAGGGGUGUCCUUAAAUUAGCAGAGAUGGGGACUAUGUUUGUAGCSUUUGUGUGUUUUGCKGUAGYAUCCAGGCCCAAAUACAUUGCAGCUACAUGCAUGGAGUUUGUGAUCACAUUCUCCCUGCUUCUGCUGUACACACUGAAGUUGAACAAGAAGCUGACUCUGUUCUUCUGGCCUCUCGUUGAUUUGUUCAACUCACUGUUCGCAGCAGUCUUCAUACUUAUCCUGAGUYUGAUAGCAGUGUCCACUUACACAGUGACAGGGACCCUGGGUGGAGGGAUAGUGGGUUUCAUAGCAACAGGCCUGUGGUGUGUKGAUGGYUACAUGCUUUUCAAGAGGGUCACAUUCAAUCAACCAAGAACAGCAGCAACUGGCACUGUGAAGUGAAGACACCACAAUUGUCUCUUCACAUGCUCACUCGCAGAGUUCCUCUGUCUGUCUGUGUUCUUUCGCCCAUCUUAAUCUUUUUUGUGCACCGGGGCCUCCCUCUCCUCUU